AUACUACUUACCUUUGUGGGACAUUUGUUUCAAAUGGUCGGAUGAGCAUUCCUUAGGAAAGUAAAAUCAACUAGUUGAUUUCAGACGGGUGGUUUAUAGGAUACCUGUGUAAAAUGAAUGUUGGUGAGGAAAUACCAGCUAGGUGUCUUGGUGAGACAGGAGCUCUCAGUUUCAAAAAACCUACUGAACAAGAUCUAAAAGAUACCCAAGAACUAGAAGCUAGCCUGGCACAGCUUAAUAUUUUUGAAACCCCAGAAGAGAUAUCACAGAGGCGUGAAGCUCUUGUCAGGCUACAAGAGAUUUCUAAUGCUUGGAUUCAUCAAAAGGCACUUGAACAGAACUUUCCUCUGCAUGUGGCCAACUCUACGACUGGAAAAAUUUUCACUUUCGGUUCAUACCGUUUAGGUGUCAAUUUCAGAGGUGCAGAUAUUGACUCCUUACUGGUUGUCCCACGGUUUAUAACACGCGAAGAGUUUUUUAGUGAUUUUCAGACUGUAUUAGGAGAAAAUCCUAAUGUUGAAGAUUUGCAUGCUGUUGUCGAUGCUUUUGUUCCAGUGCUAAAAAUGAGAUUCAUGGGAGUUGAAAUUGAUCUUUUAUUUGCACAAAUUGAUCAAAUGUCGAUAGCAGAAAAUUUCAGUCUUUGUGAAAACACAGAGGUGCUUAUGCGAAAUAUGGAUGAACGUGAUGUACGAAGUAUUAAUGGUGUUCGUGUAACCGAAGACAUCCUCAAUCUUGUGUACAAUAAAAAUUCUUUCAAAGUAGCACUUAAGGUGAUACGAAUUUGGGCUAAACGCCGAAAUAUUUAUUCAAAUGCAUUGGGAUUUCUUGGUGGUGUUUCUUGGGCAAUCCUAGUUUCUCGAAUAUGUCAACUUUAUCCUUAUGCUACACCAUCUAUGAUUGUUUACCUAUUCUUCACCAUAUUUAGUCAAUGGCCUUGGCCAAAACCAGUUAGACUACGGGAGUCCGAGUAUAUCGCCAGUUUGUGUUUACCUGUUUGGGAUCCAAGGUUAAACCCUCCAGAUCAAUACCACCUCAUGCCGAUAUUGACCCCUAGUUACCCAUCCCAGAAUUCCACGUACAACGUACAGCGAAGUAAUCGGAUUAUUAUUGAAAGGGAAUUGAAGCAUGGUUUGAAUAUUGUCAGAGAAUCAAUGAUGCACAAACGUUCCUGGUCAGAUUUAUUCGAAGCAGCCUUCUUCUUUCAGUAUAGACACUAUGUUGUUGUCAUUGUUGUUGGAAAUGUUAAGCACACCUUCAUUGAAUUAUGCGGUCUUGUUGAGUCAAGAUUACGUGUUCUUGUUAGUAAUUUUGAAUUAAACCGUUAUGUGAAAAUGGCGCAUAUAAACUGUCGGGCCUAUGGGAAAGGUCCUAAUGAUGGAGAUGCUAAUUUUGUGCGUAAAUGGUUCAUUGGAAUGGAAUUCGAUCGUAAUACUAGCUCAUUGACUAGUACAAUUCAUAAUGCAAAUACUUCUAAUGAAAAACCUACACUUAAUGUAGACUUGAGUGAGAAUAUCAGCUCUUUUGAAAAAUCAAUUGAACGUGGCUUAUCAAGUGAAGAUUUAUCUGUGACUGUUAAAUAUGUUAAAAAAUCCCAAUUGGUCCACUUCAUUUCAGCAGAAGAUAUGGAAGAAAUCAAACGUCAGGCUGCUGCUGAAGCUUUAUCGAAUGUAAAUAGUUUGGAGAAUAAUAAGUCAUGUCGUAUACAUCCCAAUAAUAACAGUCUGUCAAGCACAAUGUCCAGUCCAGCAAGCUGUAUUGAGCUUUCUACACAUGAAGACGUCUCAUCACCUUCAAGUAUUCUAAAGAAUUCUGUUUCUUCCAGUUCUUUGAUUAACACAAGUGUUGCAAAUUUAUCAACCGAUGUGAAAUGUCCCCCUUCCUCUCCUAUAUCAACAUGCUCUAGUUUGGGUGAUACUCCAGCACCUGAGGUCCAAUUAAAUGGACCAGUCAAUGUUUCAGAUGAUCACGAAGAAGACGCCAAAUCAGAUAAACUUUUGUCACCUUCAGACCAAGUUUUGUGCAAUAAUACUAUCAAAUUAACAGAUCCUCCUGGUAGGCUAACACCAAAACGUUCUGGAUCAGUUGAUCGAAGUCCUGAAAUCUCCUCUGAAGUUCAUUCAGAUUGUAGGAGUACUGCUGAAAAACUGCAUGAUUCAGAAGACUUUAGAAAACGUGCUCGUAUAUCUUCUGAAAAUCCACGAACUGUUGUUUUCACUUCUUCUGCCCAGUAAUAUCAAUAAUGGUUAAUGUGAAUGAAAGAAAGGAGAAAAAAAAACUUUAUAAAAUUCCCCUGUAAUUAUUUCUAUCCCCAGUGUGUAUCGUCGGUUGGAUUGAACAUAACUUGUGUAUUCAUUUCGCUUAUUUACUGUUCACAACUUUUCGAUAACUCCUUUCGCUUGAUUGAUUGAUAGAUAUCUCCACAGUAAUUCAACUUCUCAAUGUUUGCAUUUAUACCGACUUUUUUUGUUUGUUUGUUUGCUAUUUCUUAUCAUGAAUAACGCACUUCUUCCGUAUUCCGUUCAUUUUGAUUAACGGUUUUUACCUGUUUUUGCUCGGAGGAGAAGGAGAAAGAAGAGAAGAUCACCAGUAUCACCGUCAUUAUCAUUAUCAUCAUUACUACUUCACUAAAAGUAUGAAAACUCUUCAAAAGGUGUGGAAUUUUUUUUUCCUUAGACAAACAGCACAAAAAGGCAGAUUAGGAUAUCUCAAUUCUCAGUGAAGCUGGCAUGGUUGCUGAGAUCUACUUUUGUUUUCAUGCUUGUAUGAUACGUGUACUGCUUGCAUGAAAUCAUUCGUAUGUCUGUGUGGUUCUGGCCAAAUUUUUGUAUGCACUGUUGUGUGUGUGUGUGUGUAUGCUUGUUUGUUUGGCUGUGUUCUGCGGCAAAUUGUUUAUCUUCAGGUUUGUUUGUUCUUUCUUCAUUUGUCUCACUUAACCUUUACACUUUCCUCACUUACCUCGUUUGUCACACAUACUCACAUGCUCCACUCCUUUACUUUCUCACUUUAAAUCGGGUCUAUCAUAGUUUCAGUCUUUUCUAUUUUCAGCUUACUGUCUUAUUUUCUUAAUAUUCCUUCUGUUCGGUGUUUCUUGUUGGGUUUUUUCACAAAUUCCGUGUGUAAUUCCUUAAAAUAUAGAUACAUUUCUUAGUCGCGC
Heterobilharzia americana is the source of this 3154-nucleotide messenger RNA. Lineage: Eukaryota; Metazoa; Platyhelminthes; Trematoda; Strigeidida; Schistosomatidae. The record is from the annotation of a GenBank genome assembly.